Hyaloscypha bicolor E is the source of this 5274-nucleotide messenger RNA. RefSeq lists its product as uncharacterized. Lineage: Eukaryota; Fungi; Ascomycota; Leotiomycetes; Helotiales; Hyaloscyphaceae. The transcript is spliced from 2 exons. The coding region runs from base 308 to 4990 and encodes 1560 amino acids. The record is from RefSeq and is a predicted model, not a curated record. Gene Ontology annotation, biological process: intracellular transport.
CUCGACCAGAACGAAGUUCAUCUCGUGAACAGCUCACGAUGCGCCUCACAUGAUUGACACGUCUUCCCUUGAUUGGAUUUCUUCGUCUUGGGUUAGCUUCGCGCUCCGUUGCGCUGGAGAAGGGGCCUUGGUGAUCGUCAUCAUCGAGUCUGGUUCACCUUCGAGUUCACCUUGAUUCACCCACGGUCAACCUGAUACAAAACUCGAUCCGCCGACAGUCUCCCGAUCUCCUAUUUUUCCUUCCUUGCUAUUGUUGAGGGCUCAAUACCCAACCACAAUAGUGCGCGCUCCGAUUUGAACUGCAACAAUGGAGCAAGCUCAACGCGCCAAUGCUGCUCAGCUCGCAGCUAGAAAUAUCAAAGCAAGACCACGAUCUCGACGAACCGGAUCCCAACCACCCAACUCCACAGCGCAACAGCAAUUUACGUCAAUGCAAUCUCCUUCGCAGAACGGCGGCGGUGGUCUCUUCGGAGGCAGCAUCCAAGCUCCGGGCGAAUUCAACUUCUCUGCUUCUGCGCAAGGUCUCAGUCUUCCUCCACCUUCCUUCGGUCCCAGAUCGAACACCACGAAGGAGCCAUCGCAAGAUGAGUCGGAAAGCAAUGGGCGUUUCGCGGGCGACGAUAGGGCUACAAAGAGACAGUUUGGAGGCCCUUCAACGAUUCAACAGAGCAAUUCUCCCUUCCAGACCUCCAAUCCUUUUGAGCAAAGCCAGCCAAGCAACCAAUUUGGUGCGACGCAACAGCCAUCAGGAGGAAGCAUGUUUCCUUUCGGAGCCUCUCAACCGUCGGGACCUUCUGGGAUCAACUUCAACUCCGGUUCUACCGCCCCUGCCACGCCUGCAAACAACCCAUUUUCCUUCCAGCCAGCCUCACAACCUGCGCCAACCACUCCUAGCUCCAGCUUCGGAUCAGGUCCCUUCAAUUUCAAUCAGCAGUCAUCUCAACCCGCAGGGUCAUUCGGCUUAGCACCGGCAGUACAAAAUGAUAAGCCUGCAAAUUCUCCAUUCUUGUUCGGUCAAACCUCCGGGCAACCAUCGAGCUCUAGCACCACCUUCGGUUCUACUCCAGCGCCUACUCCCCCAACUAGCAACUUCUUCGGGUCUGCUCCAAUUACGACAGCUGCUCCUCAAAUGAGCAAUUUCUUCGGCUCUACUACCUCCACAGCACCUGCCCCCCAAUCAAAUAGCCUCUUCCCUUCUCCUACAUCGGCUGCUCCCACAGCAAGCACUCCCUUCGGUACUCCAAAGCCAGCGCCUCCACAAGACAAGCCUACCAGCUCGCCGUUCACUUUCGGUCAGGCCUCCGCCCCUCCGUCAAGUUCUGGCAUCAUUUUUAAUUCUAUUCCGGUGCCUGCCCCGCCCACCAGCAAUCUCUUCGGAUCUAUUAAACCUCAGCAGUCCGCACAGCCUACAGAUUCAUUCGGGUUGUCAAAUCAACAAACGGCCUUAUUGUCCAACCCAUUUGCUCAUCUGAAUGUCCCAGCCUCACCGGUCAGCAAUGUGUUUGGAAAGCAGGAGCAAAAGACUGCAGCACCCGCGACAGGUAUCCUCUUCGGCCUCUCGGAUCCUGCUCAGGCAUCCACAGCGAACAAUGCCUUCGGAGAUGCCGCUCAAGCACCUACAACACCAAGUAAAUCCACCCUCUUUGGGCAGCAGCAGUCCAAAGUUUCUCCUACAAGUAAUAUGUUUGGAAACCUCAAUAAACCAACAGCAUCGACCGCUGAUUCCAGUAAUCAAAAUCAGCAAGCAUCGGCUGGCAGCAUGUUUGGGAACCAAGAGACCAAGCUGAACAAUGAUUUAUUCGGAAAUCUCAACAAGCCAAUCGAUCAGUCAGUUGCGCAGCCAAAGGUGAAUGGAAGUGUUCCGGAGACUGGCCCCACUGCUAGCUCCUCCCUUUUCAGCAAACCUGCCUCAGCUGCCAACAUUUUCGGAGCUUCCAAAUUAACAUUCACUCCAUCACCUGCCACGAACGGCGCCAAGCCUUCCUCUGGGUCGGCACAGCCGCCUCAAGCCAGUGGUAACAUAUUUUCGCCCAUGAAGCCCCUUGACGCUCCGGCUAGUGCAAGCCAACCUCCUCCUAACGGUAUGUUCCCAAGCCUGGAGCAUUCGAAGAGCCCACAGAGAUUAAGUGGUUCGUCUUUGGUUCCGGACGCCCCAGCUACCUCCACUAGUGAAUCUGUCCAGAGUGAGGCUUUGCAAAGAAAAAACACUUCAGCUCGGCAACAAAUGAAGGAAGUGAGUGAGAUGACGGAAGAAGAUAUGGCGCAUCUACUACCCCCAAAUUACACCGGGUUUCAGAAGAUGGCUUUCUACCAAGGAAUUCGAAUGCGUAUCCUCCAUCAGGCGAUGUCAGACUUUUUCGCUUCAGUUAAUCCUGAUGAGGAUGCCACACCUGUUCUAGAGUUUUGUAUACAGCAACGUGGGUUGAUAAUGGGGGAUACCCUCGAGUUGAAGCGGAAGAUGGGCGAGGUGACUGAUGGAGCUGACCACGCCUACAAACGGUCAAAGCAGAGCAUCGAAUUCGCUUCUACCAAGCCGCAUGAACAACAGUCAAAGAGGAAACUUGAUGACGAGGACCGGGAAAAUGAAAAUCCGACGAAGCGAACGAGACAGAUCGAUCCAUCAAGUUCCGCUCGAGGUCUUGCCAAUAGUGAGAUCAAUUCCAAUGGACAAGCUUCCGCUUCUGUCAACGGGAACAAUCUUCAAUCGUGGAAAGCUCCCUCGUCAGGACUCCCUUCUUCCUCGGAAACCCCACUCAAGCGACAGGCCGACAACCAGAUUACAAAAGACUCUGUGGCACGCAACCCUCUGCGACAAUUGAAGACACCAAAAGCGAACGGAACCAUGGAAUCCAGCUCGUCAGGUUCUUCCACUUCAAACAUUUUCAGAAACAUUCUUGACAGCCCGUCAAAGUCUUUAGGGAACAGCAGCCCGGAGAGAAAGAUGGCAGCAAUUCCGGAAACGCCAAAGGAUGAUGCCCCUCGGACUAAUGCUUUCGCAAGCCUCCCAGGCGUUUCUUCUUCUGUCAAGUUUACGAAUGGUCCAUCUUCGAGUGUGUUUGGUACAAAAGCCACAUCGGCACCCUCUUCAGUCUCUUCCCAGAACCUUUUCGCCCCGGGCGCAACAUCAGGAACUCCGAAUGUGUUCACUCCAAAGCUUUCAGCACCUUCUAAUGCCGCGGCUGGCCUUGUUAACAUGGACCAGAAUUCAAACGUCUUGAAGGUUCCGAAAUUCGGCAAUGUUGCAACAAAUUUUCCAGAGCAAUUUCGUCAGAAGGCGAAGGAGGCCAAAGAAAAAGAAUUGCAGAAGGCCAUAGACGAGGAGUACGACUCGGACGAUGACCUCGAAGAAUUUAAGGCAAACUGGAGAGCAAGGGAACUUGAAAAGAUGAAGGAAAUGGAAGAAAUUGCGAAAACUUCUAAGGGUUUCACGUUUGUACCAUCGGCUACGAUCUCAUCGACUAUCAAGGAAGGUAGCAACCAGGCAAGCAUAGCUGGAACCCAACCAUCAACGUUCCCGAACUCGCUAUUUGGUCAGAACCCAUCCUCCCAGGCGUCUAACAGCAUGUCCAGCUCCGUGAAUAGCUCGAGAACACCAACUCCGGGUUUUGGCAGCUCCACUGGGUCUGUCCUCGACGGUCAUAUACCAGGAAAGCCUGUCAAGAUUGGCAACAACAUCUUCGGUCACCUUUCUGAUGCCGAUAGUGGUAAGGGUGGUGAUGCGGACGAUGAGAGUGGGGAUGAAGCAAGUGAGCCCGAAGUGGACUCGGAGAAGAAAGACCCCACGUAUCAGCCGGAUGGAGAGAGUGCAAGUGGACUAGGCACGCCUGCUGAAGAAACGGGUCCCGGCCUGGCUUCUGCAAAGAAGACCAACCCCUUUGCUUCCAAGUUCGGGAGUGCCUCGCUUUCGGGAACCAGUACACCAACAGGCCAGUUUACAGGGGGACUCUUUGACAGAAUCACUAAAGUCAUUAAUCCAUCACCUUCCGGGACUAGUACACCAAUGGGGGGCUUUACUGGGGGACUUUUCGACAGAAUCACUAAAGACAGCAAUGGGAACGUGGUCCGCCGUACCUUCGACGACGAAGAGAAAGAGAAAGAGAAUACACAACCAAAUACUGCCAGUCCAUUUAGUGAUAUGAAAAGCGUAUUCAACAAGAGUACUGCCGCUCCAAGUGACAACACUUGGAAGCCCGACAGCCCGAUCAGAUUUGGCAGUUCUACACCGAGCAAGGAUGGCCAGGAUCCCACUCCAACAGUUAGUGUUACGGCCGCAACCCCGACUAAGACUGGAAGUCCUUCGAGUAUCUUUAGUAGUCUCAAUAAGACUCCUGGUUCGACAUCAAAACCACUCUCAAAUCUAUUUGGGACUGCUAGCGGGGAGAGCAAGCCAGCUGCUCCGCUCUCCACCUUAUUUGGUACAACCAGCAAUCCCGCAGGCUCAACUCCAGGCACUGUUGGCUUUGCUUUUGGUGCCCCUAGCACAACCUCAUCGCUCUUCCCAUCCGCAGCUGCAUCAGCAACUACUUCUCGUGCGACAACUCCAGGCGGGACCACGGACGGAGAUAAUUCGGGCGAUGGUGACGGUGAAGCAGAGAAAGAAAAGUAUGUACCAUUCAAUUUGAGCACCAGAGGUCCUGGUGAAGAACAUGAGGAGGUUGUCCACGAAGUUCGCGCGAAGGCACUGAAAUAUUCUCCCAAGAAAGGUGGUGAUAACAAUGCAUGGGAGAGCAAGGGUGUGGGGCCGUUGAGAGUUCUCAAGCACAAAGAGACCGGUGUGUCGAGAAUUCUACUUCGUAUGGAUCCAACGGGCUUGAUCAUUCUCAACAAAGGCCUCCUUUCCGGGGUCAAGUAUGAGGCGAAAGAGAAGACGGUGAAAUUUUUGACGCCUUUGGAUAAUGGAGCCGGAUUGGAGACGUGGAUUCUGCAAGUCAAGACGCCAGCAUUUGCCAAGGCUCUGGCUGAGAUUCUCGAGGCCAACAAGCCCACAUAAGAUGGCCAGACUCUGGCUAUCUGGCGUUACUUUGGCGCGCUUCUUGGUCGAUUUAUUGAGAUGGCAUUGGUGGUUUCGAACUUCGAUAGAUAGGGUUUAUGGAAGAGUGGAGAGAGCUAUGUAGAAAAAUGGGCAUGAAUAUGGGGGGGCUUGGACCUUUUUUUCCUCGUGUCUAAAACUGCAUCAAGGGAUUGCAUGGCAUUGGCCUGGCGUUGCAUAGCGAUGAUUGCUCGUUUUAGAUGUCAUAGAUGGGUUCGUUGAUACUCAGACAGAACCUUGAUUUU